This is a messenger RNA of Pelodiscus sinensis (Chinese soft-shelled turtle), 1244 nucleotides long. Lineage: Eukaryota; Metazoa; Chordata; Testudines; Trionychidae. The record is from RefSeq and is a predicted model, not a curated record.
UGUGCGCCCCAGGGCUUGGCAGGACUUGUGGGGGCGGCAGCUUUGUGCUGCAGGGAGCUAAGUCGCUCGGCCAGAUCGGUGGGAGAACGGCUGUUUGUGGGCAGCCAGGAAGGCAUGUGAAGAUGUCGACCCUCCUCGACCCCGGGAUGCACACUCUCCAGAUAGGUAGAAACGGGGAGAGGUCCCAGACGCCGUCUCCGCCCCGUUCCCCCGGCAUGCACAACGACAGCUACAACAUCGCGCCGCUCACACCCUCCCAGUCUCCCCGGAGCGAAACCCGGGCCCAGCGCCCCGCCCCCUUCUCCGUGGUGGUGGCCAUCGACUUCGGCACGACCUCCAGUGGCUAUGCCUUCAGCUUCUCCAACGACCCCGAGGCCAUCCACAUGAUGAGGAAAUGGGAAGGGGGUGAUCCAGGCGUGGCCAAUCAGAAAACCCCCACCAGCCUCCUGCUGACCCCAGAGGGCGCCUUUCACAGUUUCGGCUACACAGCCCGGGAUUAUUACCACGACCUCGACCCAGACGAAGCCCGGGAUUGGCUCUACUUUGAGAAGUUUAAGAUGAAGAUUCACAGCACGAGUGACCUCACCAUGCAAACGGAGCUAGAAGCCAUGAAUGGGAAGAAGGUGCAGGCGCUGGAGGUCUUCGCACACGCCCUUCGCUUCUUCCGGCAGCACGCCGUGCAGGAGCUGAAGGACCAGUGCCCAUCCUUGCAGGAGAAACAGGCCAUCCGCUGGGUGAUCACAGUGCCCGCCAUCUGGAAGCAGCCCGCCAAGCAGUUCAUGAGGGAAGCGGCCUACAAGGCCGGCCUGGUGUCCCCCGAGAACCCGGAGCAGCUGCUGAUCGCACUGGAACCGGAGGCAGCCUCCAUCUACUGCCGCAAGCUCCGUCUCAACCAGCUGAUUGACCUGAGCUGCAAACCCGUCACCAACGGCCUGGCCCCCGAGCUCUCCAUCGACUCCAGCUUCCGGCAGGCCAGAGAGCAGCUCCGGCGGUCCCGGCACAGCAGGACCUUUCUGGUGGAGUCGGGCGUCGGCGAGCUGUGGGCCGAAAUGCAGACAGGUAGGAGGGGCCGCUUGCUCGUGAGCGGGAGGGCGGGGGCCCUUGGGGGCAGCAGGAGGCAGAACCCCACCCCCCGCCCCCAGGAAGGGAUACGGCCACGUCGGCAGCCAGGACCCCCGGGUGCAGGGCCGCCACGCCCUGGUCCCACGACCGACCCCAGCCACAAAUAGCCCAGCCCUGGGAUG